AUGCAUUUCGCGGGAACCGUCGCCAUUGCGCUGGCAGCUGGUGCCACUGCGUAUGAUCUACCCGACAACCUGAAGCAGAUCUACGAGAAGCACAAGAGCGGAAAGUGUUCCAACGAACUGCAGGGUGGCUACGACAAUGGUCAUUCCCAUGAUGGAGAUACCUUCUCCUACUGUGGCGACAUCCCCAAUGCAAUCUAUCUGCAUUCGUCGAAGAAUGGAGGUCAGUAUGCCGAUAUGGAUGUUGACUGUGAUGGAGCGAAUAGACACGCGGGCAAGUGUUCCAAUGACCACUCCGGUCAGGGUGAAACCCGCUGGAAGGAUGAGGUUCAGAAGCUUGGCAUUGAUGACCUGGAUGCAAAUAUCCACCCAUAUGUGGUCUUUGGCAAUGAGAACGAUGACGGUGAUGAUCCUGAAUUUGAUCCACGCAAGCAUGGAAUGGAGCCAUUGAGUGUGAUGGCAGUUGUAUGCAACAAGAAACUGUUCUAUGGUAUUUGGGGCGAUACCAACGGCCAUACCGCAACCGGAGAAGCGUCUCUUUCGAUGGCAGAGCUUUGUUUCCCUGAGGAGGACCCUUCUGGAGACAGUGGUCACGAGGAGAAUGACGUUCUCUAUAUUGGUUUUACUGGUAAAGAGGCGGUGCCUGGAAAGAACGCUGACUGGAAGGCAGACAACACCGAGUCCUUCGAGGAGAGUAUCAAGGAGCUCGGAGAUAAAUUGGUUGCUGGUCUCAAGGCUUGA
Molecule: messenger RNA, 738 nt
Organism: Aspergillus bombycis
Lineage: Eukaryota; Fungi; Ascomycota; Eurotiomycetes; Eurotiales; Aspergillaceae
Product: glycoside hydrolase family 75 protein
Exons: 3
Coding region: 1-738 (245 amino acids)
Molecular function (GO): chitosanase activity
Source: RefSeq, a predicted model, not a curated record